AUGGCCCAGCAGCGCCGCAUCCAGCUCUCCGUCCAGCGUCCCACCAGCACUGUCUGCGUGCUGGGCACCGAGCUCUCCCUGGAUGUCUGCGGAUCUGCACCCAAAGACGCCGUCGCCUUCCACGUGCAGGGGACGCCGGGCGUGAAGCUCUACGUGGUGCACGAGACGCAGAGCGUCAAGUUGCCCUCCAGCGUGUGUCGCUGGCCCCUGGCCGCCGGCACCGAGGUGCUGCUGGCCAUGGAUGCUCUCAGCAAGGACGUGGGCGAUGAAAAGGUCAGGAUUUCUUAUUUCAGGGAGGCCGGCGGGGUGCCCGUGGGCAGAGCCAUGCUGUACCUCACCUGCGUGGCCCUGUUUUGCCCCCCCCCCCCCCUCCAUGCAACAGGUACGUGGGGUCCUGAUGGGCACGGGGCCAUCCUGCUGGUGAACUGCGACCGUGACGACCCCAAAGCCAAGAUGCCGGAUAACCACGACACCGCUGUCCGCUCCUAUGCCGACCUGAAGGACAUGUCACAGAUGGUGCUGCGGACCCGAGGUCCCCGCACCAUCUUCGCCGGCCACCGCCUCCUCCUGCACGUGGACUUUGGCAACGCCGAUAAAGUCGGUGUUUUCUACGGUGGCAACAGCGUCGCGCUGGAGGAGUACAAACACGUGCUGGGGGGCUCGAAGCUCGCCUACACCGUCAAACCCGGCCGGCAUCAGGAGGAGAGCGUCUUUUACGUGGAGGGGCUCGCCUUCCCCGACGUCGGCUUUUCGGGGCUGGUGGCUUUCCACGUCACGCUGCUGGAGAGCCCCGAGAAGGGUUUGCUGGAGACGCCGAUUUUCACCGACACGGUGGUUUUCCGCGUGGCUCCAUGGAUCAUGACCCCCAACACGGCAGCACCACUGGAGGUUUUCGUCUGCAGCAUGGACAACAACGAGGAUUUCGUGAACCGCCAGGACCGCUGGAUCCAGGACGAGGUCGAAUUCGGCUACGUGCAAGCCCCCCACAAGACCUUCCCCGUCGUCUUUGACUCGCCCCGCGACCGGGGGCUGAAGAAUUUCCCUGUCAAGAGCAUCCUGGGUCCCGAUUUUGGUUACGUGGCCCGGCAAGCGCCGGAGGGUGCUUCCAGCCUCGAUUCCUUCGGUAAUUUGGAGGUGAGCCCCCCCGUGACGGUGCAGGGCAAGGAGUACCCCUUGGGCCGCAUCCUGAUCGGCAGCAGCUUCCCCAGGUGAGAUGCAGAAUGAAGGGAUCAAAGCAUUGGGGAAAAAAAAAGAAAAAAAAAAGUGCAGGCGCCGGUGGAGCUCUAUUCUGACUGGCUCCAGGUCGGCCACGUAGAUGAAUUUCUCAGCUUCGUCCCCGCACCUGAUCGGAAGGGCUUUCGGUUGCUCCUGGCCAGCCCCAGCAUCUGCUACCAGCUCCUCAAGGAGAAGCAAGAGGAGGGGUUCGGCGAGGCGGUGAUGUUUGAAGGGCUGGAGCAGGUGCCCAAACCGACGAUAAACGAGAUUCUGGCUAACGAAGGCCUCCGGAAAUUCAAUAAUUACGUCCAG
Balearica regulorum gibbericeps (East African grey crowned-crane) is the source of this 1527-nucleotide messenger RNA. The record is from RefSeq and is a predicted model, not a curated record. Lineage: Eukaryota; Metazoa; Chordata; Aves; Gruiformes; Gruidae.